AAUCUGAGCUACCCAAAACACAUUUGCUGUUUCUACACGCUCUUGAGGCAGUCUCAAAGGCGAAGCCAAGGCUUUCUGAUUGCUAAAAUAGCGCGAACAUGGGCAUUCGCCAUUGAUGAGAAAUAGUUCCCUUCUCCAAUUCCCCACUUGCUCCGUUACGACCUCAAUGUCGAACCCUGGGUCAUCCGUCCCUUCGCGCGACCAUACACCUGGUCCUGGCAACGGCCGUUUUCAGAGCUCCCGUGCAACUGCUGAGGAUGUGCUAAAAUCGCAAACGGAGGGCCUAGUGUCGCUAUCAGACUACCGGAAAAGGCGGCGUGAAGCUGUUGAACUCAAUGAAUCCGGCAGGAACAGUGCAGUGCCUUCGGGCGCAAACUCUCCAAGAGAUGGAGUAUCAACGACCGAUCCGCUAAAGAAAAAGUUGAAAAAGAUUGGAAAGGCAAAGCUGUCAUUUGACGCAGAAGAUGACGAAGAGGAUGGCACAAGCGCGGUUUCUAGCCCACGAUCAUUGCCGCGCACACCGGAUCUUCGCGAAGACCCUGUGGGAGGGGACCUCAGUGUUGCAAAGAAAAAACUAGGGGCUCGAGUGGGUAUAGGUUUUACGCCCAAAGCAAGGACAAAAGCGACGUUACAGCAAGAGGCUGAAAAGGCAGAGCAGCUACGCAAAGAGUUCAUCGCGACACGGGAGGCUGUGAGAAAGACAGAGAUUAUGGUUCCAUUCGUAUUCUACGACGGUGCGAUAACACCAGGUGGAAAGGUUAAGGUCAAGAAGGGUGACCAUGUCUGGUUAUUCCUCGACAAGGCGCGCAAGAUGGGCGCUGAGUUGGGAGUUGGUGGUGAUAAGGCGAGUAGUAACUGGGCUAGAGUCAGUGUGGAUGAUCUCAUGAUGGUCAAAGACGACAUCAUACUGCCACAUCACUACGAGUUUUACUACUUUGCCGCAAACAAGACAGAAGGCUACAGUGGCCCUUUAUUCAACAUCUCAGCGGAUCGCACUGCCGGGACACCACCAGAUGGGGACGAUGAGGAAGAAGAGAUCAAUCCUGCGACAUAUGAUCCAUUAGCCAAACAGAGGACAAAAGGAAUAUCCAAAUCUGUUGUCCCUGAUGAACAACUUGAAGGGUUUUAUGAUGAUCCGACCUCGACAAAAUUAGUUGAUAGGAGAUGGUAUGAGAAGCACAAACAUAUUUACCCCGCAAGUAUCUGGCAGGAGUUUGAUCCAACGAAGGAUUACAGGACUGCAAAGAGAACUGAUAGACAGGGCAACACUUUUUUCCUCUCGUAAACUUUAUUCAUCUCAAUACAAAGACCAAACAAUAUCACAGCCAUUUCGCGUUUAUUCAAGGCCGUGGUAGUGAAUUUCACGUAAGGCUGAGGAUAACAGCACAACAUUAGAAUAGAAAAUUCUAGUCUCAGAUCCGAGGCUUCCAAAAAUUUGACACUGGAGUCAAGUGAAAUUAAGUAUUGGAGAUUAAGAACGCUGAUUUUUGUGAACCAAC
Molecule: messenger RNA, 1499 nt
Organism: Verruconis gallopava
Lineage: Eukaryota; Fungi; Ascomycota; Dothideomycetes; Venturiales; Sympoventuriaceae
Exons: 3
Coding region: 116-1285 (389 amino acids)
Biological process (GO): chromatin organization
Cellular component (GO): nucleus
Source: RefSeq, a predicted model, not a curated record